Molecule: messenger RNA, 2876 nt
Organism: Humulus lupulus (European hop)
Lineage: Eukaryota; Viridiplantae; Streptophyta; Magnoliopsida; Rosales; Cannabaceae
Exons: 1
Coding region: 97-2646 (849 amino acids)
Source: RefSeq, a predicted model, not a curated record
UCGUUAUCAUCAUCAUCAAGAUUUACCCAAAACCCUAACCCUCAAAUCCUCACAUUUACUGAGCACCACAGCUUCAAGAAAAACAAAAACAAGAAAAUGGCCAAAAAGAAAGCAGCCCAUCAACCCAAAGAUCCCAGGCAAGAAGCCCUUGUACAGUCAGACCACAGAGCAGACCAAAUGAGUGAAGCCACCCCUAUCCCCAUGGCCGCCGUCGAUGACUCUUCAGAAAAGCUCAAGAGCUUGAAGUCCCUCAACUCAAGGCUUCUCAAGGAGACCGUUGAGCGGAGGCGACAGAUGGACUCUUUGGUUCAAUCCAAAGAGGCUCUAGAGUCUGCGUUGACUCGGUCCGGUCAGGAGAAGAAUGCAUUGGAGUCUGAGCUGACUCGGGUCGGUGAGGAGAGUCUUGGUUUGGAGUUGGAGAAGGGUGUGUUUCGUAUUUUUUUGGACGCCCAGGUGGCCCAAAUGGGAGUUGUGUUUGAUGGGUUGGUGCAAGAGAAGAGAGUUGAGGUUGAGAGGGUGAAGAGUGAGAAAGAGACCGAGAUAAGGUCACUGAAGAGUGAAGUGAACAAGCUUGUGGAUAGUCUUCAAAGUGAGAAAAGUGAGGUGAGCCGGGUGUGCGUUGAGAGGGAUGAUCUGAGAAAGAAUUUUGAUGGCCUGGUUAAAGAAGCGGAUGGGUUGAAGAAGAAAGUGGUGGAUACGGAGAAGAGGGAGCGGUCGAUGAAGGAGGAGGUUGAGAAGUUGAAAAUAAAAUGUGAAGGGCUAAUGGAGGAAAGGGUUGAGAAAGAAAGUGCACUUGAGGCGUUGAAGAAGGAAAAAGAUUUCGCUGAGAAGAAACUAGGGGUGUCACAGAAGUUGAUUGGGGAGUUCAGGAACAAGAAUGACCAGAUUUUGAGUGAGAAGAAUGGCAUUGAGAGGGAGAAAAGUGAGUUAGAACGACAAGUUGGUGUGUUAGAGAAGGAAGUGGAGCAACGGAAUGCAACUGUAUUGGAUCUGAACAGAGAGGUUGAAGUAAUGCAAGCCAGUAUUUUGGAGUCGGAGAGGUUCGCUAAGGAGAGCUUGAAUGAUAAGGAGGAGUUUGAGAAGUUGAAAAUAAAAUGUGAAGGGCUAAUGAAGGAAAAAGAUUUAGCUGAGAGGAAACUAGGGGUGUCACAGAAGUUGAUUGGGGAGUUCAGGAACAAGAAUGACCAGAUUUUGAGUGAGAAGAAUGGCAUUGAGAGAGAGAAAAGCGAGUUAGAACGACAACUUGGUGUGUUAGAGAAGGAAGUGGAGCAACGGAAUGCAACUGUAUUGGAUCUGAACAGAGAGGUCGAAGUAAUGCAAGCCAGUAUUUUGGAGUCGGAGAGGUUCGCUAAGGAGAGCUUGAAUGAUAUGGAGAUGGAGAUCAAGUCAUUGAAGGAAGAGAAGGAGGAGAAAGAACUAAAUAUAAAGAAGUUGCAGUCACAAUUGUAUGAAGUAGAGGUGGCUUUGAAUAUGGCCAUAAUUGAAGUAAAUGAUAAGCAGCGAAUGAUUGAAGAACUGGCUGAAAAGAAAAACCAGAUUGAGGAGGGGUUUGUUAAUCAAGAGCUUGAAACUAUCAAGCUGCAAAAGGAAGUGGGUGAGCUAAGGGAUGCUCUAUUUUCACUAAGAACUUCUUGCAGUGAUCAAGAGGAAGAGAACAAGCAACUGCUUUCAGAAGUGAGUAAUAGCAAGGAUGCUCUUGGCCAUGUGGAGAUGGAGAUCAAGUCAUUGAAGGAGGAAAAGGAAUCAAACAUUAGGAAGUUGCAGUCACAACUGCAUGAAGUAGAGGUGGCUUUGAAUGUGGCCACAAAGGAAGUAAUGGAUAAGCAACGAAGCAUUGAAGAACUAGCUGAAAUGAAAAGCCAGAUUGAGAAGGGGUUUGUUAAUCAAGAAAAUGAAAUUAUUAAGCUGCAUAAAGAAGUGGGUGAACUAAAGGAUGCUCUAUCUGCACUUGGAACUUCUUGCAGGGAUCAAGAGGAAAAGAACAAGCAACUGCUUUCUGAAGUAAGUAAUAACAAGGAUGCUCUUGACCGCCUCACCAUUCAGAAGAAUGAGACUCAAAAGGCUUUCGAUGGUGAAAAAAAGAUUGUUGAAAACUUGAAGUUGGCCAUUUCAGAAAGGGAGAAGAGCAUUGAAGAAGUUACUAAAGAAGCACAGGUUCUGCGGGAUGAGCAUGUGAAGCUACUUAACAAAACUAAAGCAACAGAGAAACAAUUGGGAUCAUUGGUGAAGGAAAGAGAUGCAGCACUAAAGAGCCUUCGUGAGGUGCAGACCAAAAUGGAAGAUUGGAAAUCUAAAGUAGAAUUUGCUGGCAUCAACUCCGAAAGGGCGCUCGCCUUGUUGAAGAAAACUUCAGCCAUGGUUUCAGUUUCUCAAUCCGAACAGAGCAGUACAGAUGGUAAGAAAGAUGUGGUUAUCCAGCAGAGGAAGCUCGAAGGAGAAGUUCAACCAUAUGUUACAGAGUUGGAAGCCAUCCAAAAUGCUUUCAAGAACAAGGAGAAGAUGGUAGAAGACAUGAAGCAACAAGUGGAGCAUCUGAAGCGCUCAACUGCACAGGCAUGUAAGCUGAAAAACGUUUGGGCUUUUGUCUCUUCGGCAACAACUCUUUUUGCGGCAGUUACUUUUGCAUACGCUGCCAAACCGCGCUGAGUAACUUUUGAUUUUAUUAAUCAAGUUUUGUUACUACUAUAUGACUUAGUUGCUUUUGGUAGAGUUACUAGGAUCAAACUAAUCAAGGUCUGCUAGAUGUCAUGGCAUAAUGUUAUGCUAUUUUCUCCUUUUUUGACAAUAAUGUUUCCUUACUGGAUUAUAAUCCCUAUUAGCUGCUGCUGCUUUGUUACAUUUACAAGUAUGAAUACAAGUUCUUCGAACUUCUUAAA